UAUGACGACGACGACGACCUGUGUGGCCAGUUUGAUAAUACCAUUUUGAGCGACCGAAUGUUCGACUAUGUAUCGUUCAACGUUACUCGUAGUUUUAGGCUUAGCGCAAAUAUGUUGGCAAAUUCGCACAGCCUCGUGUUACAAUAUCUUGGCGGUGUUUCCGGUUAGAGCGUACAGUCAUUUCGUUGUACUGAAUUCGAUCGCGAAAGAAUUAGCGAGUCACGGCCACAACGUAACCGUGUACAGUAAAUACCCGGAAAAGUACAAAAGCGAUAACUACACCCAUAUCGAGCUGGUCGACUGUUUUCCGCUGAAAAACGACAAUUAUAGGUACAACAGCGUCGAAUACGUGUCCAGCUACAACAGUAAUUUGGGAUUUUUGAUUUACAUCUUGAGUUUUAUUCCGGCGUACGAAGAAAUCAAAGAAUGCGCACCGCUAAUGGAUCUGAUCGAAACGUCCGAUCAUUCGUACGAUCUGCUGCUUUUGGAAGCGUACAACGGUAACACCGACAUCUACGCCGGAUUAUCGUAUAAACUGAAAAUCCCCUACGUCAGCGUCGCUACCACCACCCUGUAUCCCUGGCUAUCCGAAAGGAUCGCUACUCCCGAUAAUCCCAGCUACAUUCCGGUGCCUUUUUCCGGAUUCACCUCCGAGAUGACUUUUUACGAACGAAUCGUCAACACCGUCGUGUACCUGACAUCCAAAAUUCUCUACAAUCUGAAAUCUAUUACCGAAUCGGAUGCCAUUGCUAGGCAGCUAUUCGGACAGGAUAUGCCUAAUUUGAGAAAUAUAUUGGAAAAUUGUAGUCUCACCUUUACCUACACUCAUAGCAGCAUGAAUCCUAUUCGACCUUUGGUUCCGAACGUCGUCGAAAUUGCCGGUGUCAAUAUAAAAGGAGUGAAUCCUUUACCAGAGGAUAUCGAAAAAUUCAUCAACGAAUCGGAGCACGGAGUAUUGUACUUUUCUAUGGGAUCUUUUCUGCACUCCAAAAUGUUCCCCAAGGAUAAAUUGAAUGCGCUUAUCGCUGCUUUUGCGCAAAUCCCUCAAAGAGUUAUUUGGAAAUGGGAAAGCGAUACUAUUUCUGUAAAAACUGACAAGAUUUACACCGCUCCGUGGCUUCCUCAGAAAGACAUCCUAGCCCAUCCGAACGUGAAGCUGUUUAUGUCCCAUGGAGGAUUAUUAGGCCUCAAUGAGGCGAUUUACGCCGGCGUACCGAUUCUAGGAAUACCUAUUUUUGCUGAUCAGUUGACGAAUGUCAACCAUUUGAAAAAUCUCGGAGCUGCCGAAGUUCUCGACUACAACGAAAUCACCGAGGAAAAUGUGUUGAAAAAAAUUUAUCAAAUUUUAGACAACAUAAGCUACGAAGAAAAUGCCAAAUUAAUCUCAACGAGGUACAAAGACAGGCCAUUAUCGCCGCAGGAUACAGUCGUCUAUUGGUCCGAAUAUGUUGUAAGACACGACGGAGCACAUCAUUUGCGAACACCUGCCGCUCGCAUGCCCUGGUAUCAAUACAUAUUGUUGGAUGUGAUCGGCUUCGUUGCGAUUUUAUUCGCCAUAUUUUUCAUCACAGUUUUUUAUACGUUCAAAUUAUGGUUCUUGAUGAUUCGCAAAUUGUUUGUGAAGAAUUGGCUAAACCCAGCUGUAAAAGUUAAAGAGAACUGAAAUGGAAAUUUUAGCAACAUAUUUUCUCGACAUUUCCGUCAGGCUCGCACAGUUAGGUACCCACCUUGAACCUACCUACCUAUACAUGAAUGGAUAUGCUGUGCCUCUCUGAUGAGUUUCGUCUUUUUUGCAAUGUAGGUAAUGUAUAGGCUCCAGUGGUGUAGCCAGGAUUUUCUCAAGGAGGGGGCAAAACCAGAUUUUUAGGCACGAAAAAUCGAAGUGAGGGGUAAUUUUCUGGAAACCUAUUGUAAUGUGUGGUGAUGUUAUGAAAAUGAAGGCAAAAUUACUGCUCGAGCGAAGCGAGAGCGAAAAUUUUUAGAAAAAAUGAGUCAGAACAACAAAAAAACGUCAAUUUUUGCAUGUUUUCUUUCAAAUUUUCGCUCUCAAGGGGGGGGGGGGCAUGGCCCCCUGCGCCCCCCCUUGGCUACGCCACUGAUAGGCUCGUACCUACUUGUACAGUUUUGCGAAUAUGUAUGUAGAAGUAGGUACCUAUCGUACUCGUACUCAUACUCGUACAUGUAGGCACAAUAAGUUAUAUAUCUGUUUUAAUAAAUGAUUUUGAACUGCUGCUUACGUA
This is a messenger RNA of Planococcus citri (citrus mealybug), 2240 nucleotides long. RefSeq names its product UDP-glycosyltransferase UGT5-like. The transcript is spliced from 4 exons. Gene Ontology annotation, molecular function: UDP-glycosyltransferase activity. Bases 68 to 1663 code for a protein of 531 amino acids. NCBI's taxonomy places the organism in Eukaryota, Metazoa, Arthropoda, Insecta, Hemiptera, Pseudococcidae. The record is from RefSeq and is a predicted model, not a curated record.